AUGGCCUGCCCUCCACGAGAUGCUUUUCAGAUUGGCUGGAUCUGCGCCCUCCCGAUCGAAGCCGCUGCUGCCGCUGAAAUUCUGGACGAGAAUUUUGGGAUUCUCGAGGAGCAAGAUCCAGCGGACACAAAUACCUACACGUUGGGCCGAAUUGGCAAACACCAUGUUGUGAUCGCCUGCCUUUCCGGAGGCCAAUACGGAACUACCUCAGCCACUACUAUCGUGACUAAUAUGAUUCACACAUUCUCCAAGUCACUUCGGAUUGGAUUGAUGGUCGGUAUUGGGAGCGGAAUUCCCUCGGUUGCUCAUGACAUUCGCCUCGGCGAUGUCGUGAUCAGCCACCCCCAGGGCACUUAUGGUGGGGUGAUCCAAUAUGAUAUGGGAAAAGUUGUUACAGGUGGUGAUUUUGAACGAACCGGCUCGUUGAAUAGUCCUCCGAGGGCACUAUUGACUGCACUUAGCGCGAUGAGAGCUGCCGCGCUAAUCAAUGAACCCCGCUACCUGGAAUAUCUCCAAAGUGCGAUUGGAAGUACCGCACAAACUCGGAAAAGUUUCGGCCGACCUGCUACACAGUGCGAUCGACUAUUUCAGGCAAAGCACGAUCAUCCUGUGAAUGCGAAUAGCUGCAAUGGAUGUCUAGUGGAAUGGGAAGAGAUAAGAAGUGAACGCGAGGAUAGAAAUCCCCAACCUCACUAUGGUAUCAUUGCGUCCGGAAAUUCUAUUAUCAAACAUGGGGAGACUAGGGAGCAGCUGAGGUCGAAGACAGGAGCAUUGUGCUUUGAGACGGAGGCAGCUGGGUUGAUGAAUGACUUUCCUUGUCUCGUUAUCCGUGGAAUUUGUGAUUACGCUGAUUCGCAUAAAAACAAGCAGUGGCAAGGGUAUGCAGCCAUGAUAGCGGCAUCAUAUGCUAAAGAGCUACUAGGAUAUAUCCGUGCAAGCCAUGUUUCACAAGAAAGCUUGGCGGUGGAUACAUGCAACGAAUCAAGGGACGAAAUCAGGGGCACGAACCAACGCCUAGACCGAGCAUACAAUCAACACGAACAACAUCAUCAUGAGCGGGUCACCGGAGCUUUCACAGAUCAGCAACAACAUUGUUACGCAGCUCUCAAAAUUUGUAAUUAUGCAGAGCAAAAGAACAUCAAUCCAAGACGAGCAGAAGGAACAUGUCAAUGGGUGCUACAGAACUCCGAAUACCUUCGUUGGUGGGAGAGCAGCAGUAACGAUCUCCUCUGGAUAUCAGCCGACCCGGGAUGCGGAAAGUCUGUACUAGCAAGAUCUAUUAUCGAUGACUACUUGCAAGCUUCUAGUCCAGAAGUGGUGAUAUGUUACUUUUUUUUCAAGGACAAUGACGAACAGGAUCAUCUUGAUACAGCGCUAUGCUCAGUACUCCAUCAGCUCUUUACCCAGCGGCCGUAUCUAUUGGACCAUGCGAUACCGUCUUGGGUAAAGAAUGGGGACAAGCUCCGACACAAGACUGAGGAGCUUUGGCGUAUCUUUGUAACGGCCACAUCGGCCGAAGCAUCAUGCAAGACGAUUUGUAUAUUGGAUGCGCUUGAUGAAUGCCGGGAGGUUGAUCAGGGUCGAUUGAUUGGGAAGCUCGAUUUAUUUCAACGCCAGUCAUCAUCAUCAACACAAGAUGCCUGUUUGAAAUUCUUAGUCACUAGUCGCCCCUACGACCAUAUCCAGAAUCACUUCACAGCGAUAACAGACUCUUUCCCGCAUUUACAUCUAAAGGGAGAGGAAGAGAAUUCCCAAAUCCACAAGGAGAUCGAUAUUGUUGUGAAGAUAAGAGUUAAAGAGCUAGCCGAGACUGCACGACUGCCACAGGAUAUAACGCAGCGACUCGAGCAACAGCUUCUUCAAAUGGAACACCGCACUUAUUUAUGGCUAUAUCUAGCUAUAGACGAUAUUCGAUCUAUAUUCGAGAAUAGCCUUCGGCCUGCCAAUGAAUCAAUCCGAAUGAUACCCCCUUCAGUGAAUGAGGCAUACGAAAGGAUUCUUGGUCGGGUCCCUUCUAGUCAAUCGGAUACUGCGAGAAAGGUCUUUCAGAUCAUCAUUGCAGCACGGCGUCCUUUGACAACAGUGGAAAUGGCUAUGGCGCUGGGUAUAGCCGUCUCUCCACAAUCACGAACUACAGCGGAAGCUGGUCUUGAUUCAUCGCUGAUAGGCAAGAGACUCCGUCGUCUAUGUGGACUUUUUGUCUUUACCAAUAACUCCAAGAUCUACCUCAUUCAUCAGACUGCAAGAGAGUUUUUCCUUGGAAACGGAAGUUUGAACAAACUCAAUAUCGCAUACUCGUUCACCGUGAGCGACACUGAGGACCAAAUGGCUCAUAUCUGUAUGAGAUACCUAUCGAUGGAGGAUUUAAACGACGAUCAAGUUCAGACAAGCUCACACUAUCAAAGUUUUCUAGAAUACUCAGCAGUAUUUUGGCCCUAUCAUGUGAGACAUAUGGCUUCGUCUAUGAACCAGGAAGCGAACGACCUGCUGGCCCAGUUAUACAACACCACUACAAACCGAUUCUGGCUGUGGUUUCCGAUAUUUUGGAAGACAAUGAUGCCACAUACAAGCUUGCCUACCAUGAAUGCAGUCCAUCUCGCAGCCUUUAACGGGCAUGAGCAAGUGAUCCGCCGUCUGCUUACUAGAGAGGAUACCGAUAUAAAUGCAGCAGAUAGUGGGGGUUCAUGUCCGUUGAUGUGGGCCUCGUCGAUUGGACACGAGAAUGUUAUACGAGUCUUACUGGAGUAUGGAGCCGAUGUCAACGCUCAGGGUGGAGACUACGGAAACGCCCUCCAGGCUGCUUGUUCUGGAGGACAUAACAAGAUUGCGCAGAUACUGAUAGAGCGCGGAGCCGAUAUCAACUCUCAGGGUGGAGACUACGGAAACGCCCUCCAGGCUGCUUGUUCUGGAGGACAUAACAAGAUUGCGCAGAUACUGAUAGAGCGCGGAGCCGAUAUCAACUCUCAGGGUGGAGAAUACGGAAAUGCCCUCCAGGCUGCUUGUUUUGGAGGAUAUGACAAGAUCGUGCAGAUGCUACUCGAGCGAGGAGCCGAUAUCAACGCUCAGGGUGGUCACUACGGAAAUGUCCUCCAUGCUGCAUGUUCUGGAGGACAUGACAAGGUCGUGCAGAUGCUGCUCGAGCGAGGAGUCGAUGUUAACGGCCAGGGUAGAGAAUACGGAAACGCCCUCCAGGCUGCUUGUUCCCGAGGACACGAUAAUAUCAUCCAGAUGCUCUUAGAGCGCGGAGCCGAUGUCAACGCCCUAGGCGGAUACCACGGAAAUGGCCUACGGGCUGCUUGUUCCGAAGGACAUGGUAACAUUGUGCAAAUGCUGUUAGAGCACGGAGCUAGUGUUAACGCUCAGGGUGGACACUACGGAAAUGCCCUCCAGGCUGCUUGUUCUGGAGGACAUGACAAGAUUGCGCAGAUGCUAAUAGAGCACGGAGCCGAUGUUAACGCUCAGGGUGGAGACUACGGAAAUGCCCUCCAGGCUGCUUGUUCUGGAGGACAUGACAAGAUUGCGCAGAUGCUAAUAGAGCACGGAGCCGAUGUUAACGCUCAGGGUGGAGACUACGGAAAUGCCCUCCAGGCUGCUUGUUCUGGAGGACAUGACAAGAUUGCGCAGAUGCUGAUAGAGCGCGGAGCCGAUAUCAACUCUCAGGGUGGAGACUACGGAAAUGCCCUCCAGGCUGCUUGUUCUGGAGGAUAUGACAAGAUUGCGCAGAUACUAAUAGAGCACGGAGCCGAUGUUAACGCUCAGGGUGGAGACUACGGAAAUGCCCUCCAGGCUGCUUGUUCUGGAGGAUAUGACAAGAUUGCGCAGAUACUAAUAGAGCACGGAGCCGAUGUUAACGCUCACGGUGGAGACUACGGAAAUGCCCUGCAGGCUGCAUGUUCUGGGGGAUAUGACAAGAUCGUGCAGAUGCUGCUCGAGCGAGGAGUCGAUGUCAACGGCCAGGGUAGAGAGUAUGAAAGUAUUGGGAGCAUGCAUCAAGCUUCCAUUUUCGACCGGGGCUUCCGGAAUCAUGGAACAUAUUCAUCAACCAAGCCUACCUUCGAAUCAUCGACGAAUGUGAAGACAGCGCCAAAUUCGAUGAGUCAGGUUUUCGCAGACCUUAGUGAAAACUUAACUGGCGAAGUCUCAGAUGAGGAAAGCAUCUAUUCGGCCCGCACUGACGUAACGUCCGCCGACGAAUACAUUUCCGAAAUUUCAGAUGUUCUUUUGGAACAUUUGGAGGAGGAUUUGCCCGAUGUCUCUGCCCUGAACAGGGUUUCAGGUGCUUUAGAAGAGCUCUUAAGACUUUUUGCGAUGCAGCUCGAAUUUGAAAUCAAGUCACAAGUAGCUCGAGAUGCAAUGGUCUUUAUUCGUCAAUACCGCCAGUGA
Molecule: messenger RNA, 4383 nt
Organism: Penicillium samsonianum
Lineage: Eukaryota; Fungi; Ascomycota; Eurotiomycetes; Eurotiales; Aspergillaceae
Exons: 2
Coding region: 1-4383 (1460 amino acids)
Biological process (GO): nucleoside metabolic process
Molecular function (GO): protein binding; catalytic activity
Source: RefSeq, a predicted model, not a curated record